UCUGACGUCCUAUGUAACUUUUCCAGUUACAAAACUUUCGUCCAUGACAACAAUAAAUCUUCGAAACGGGAAACCUGAAAAUGCACAUUAUGAUCCACUGCUACUCUACAGAAACUGAAAAGUGGAAUUAAUGUGGAAUACCUUCUCAUAACCUCACAUUCACUUUUCGGUGCUGGGAUAAUAGGAUAGUCGUAACGUAACGUUACGCACAGUGAAACACAAGCAAUGUAUCAUCGUACGCUGUAAUUCCAUCUUAGGUAAUACAUCCACGCGACAACAAAGAAGAAAAGAAAACCAAAAUCUCUUGCGAAUUUUCGAAGAGGCAUUUUCGUUGCGGUAAUUUUGCAGGCUCCCGUGCAGAACUUUUGAUCAAGAAGCUUCCGGAGUUGGUUAUCAGCUGUGAUUGGAAAGAUGAAGGAUCGUCAUAGGUAAGACGAAUCUGACAGGAUGGGGUCAUUUCUCGACAAACCGAAGACUGAAAAACACAAUGAACAUGGCUGUGGGAAUGGGCUGCGUUACGGUGUGGCGAGCAUGCAAGGUUGGCGUAUCGAAAUGGAGGAUGCCCACUGUGCCGUCACAGGUUUGGGUGAAGGACUGGAAGAUUGGUCAUUCUUUGCCGUAUUUGACGGACACGCAGGAGAGAGAGUGUCGGCACAUUGUGCAGAUCACCUACUUGAGUGUAUAGUGGGUGCAGAAGAGUUCAGAAGUGAUGAUGUAAUAGAAGCAAUACGUGCUGGUUUCCUUCGUCUGGAUGCCCGCAUGAGAGCCCUUCCUGAGUUAGCUAGUGGUGAAGACAAAUCUGGUUCAACAGCUGUUUGUGCACUUAUAUCCCCUCACACGGUGUACGUAGCGAACUGCGGUGAUUCGAGGGCUGUACUGUGCCGGAGCGGUAGCCCGACAUUCUCUACCAGAGACCACAAACCAGUUCUGCCCGCAGAAAAAGAACGUAUUAUGCGUGCAGGUGGAAGCGUAAUGAUCCAACGUGUCAAUGGCUCACUGGCUGUUUCACGUGCUUUGGGUGACUACGAGUACAAAAAUGUGGAGGGCAGAGGCCCUUGUGAGCAGUUAGUCUCUCCAGAACCGGAAGUAUCAGCUGUGGUUAGAAAUGAAGAAAAGGAUGAGUUCUUGGUCUUGGCUUGUGAUGGUGUUUGGGAUGUAAUGUCUAAUGAAGAUCUCUGUGCCUUUGUGCGUUCUCGUCUUGCUCUCACAGAUGACCUCGAGAGUGUGGCCAACCAAGUGGUUGACACUUGCCUGUACAAGGGAAGUCGAGACAACAUGAGCAUUGUGUUAGUCACCUUCCCAGGUGUGCCACAGCCUUCAGCUGAAGCACUGCAGCGUGAACGAGAACUUGAAGAAUUAAUAGAAAGGAGAAUGACAGAUAUUAUAAACCAAGGCGACACAGUGGAAUUUCUCCAUGUUCUUCAGACCCUUGCAGAUGAGAACAUACCAGGACUUCCUCCAGGAGGUGGCCUUAGUGCAAAGAGGAACUUUAUUGAAAGCGUCUACAAGAAACUGUGUCCUAACAAUGCUGACAGUGUAAGUGUAAGAAUUUGUGAUUGUUAUUAUUAUUGACCUUUGUCUUUUGUAUAACCUAAGUCAGUGCCCUUUCUAUUUCUUGUCUAAUUGAAGAAAGUAAUUUAUAUACAGACAAAAUCUUUUUGCUUUCCAAAAUGUAAUCUGUCAAAAUUUUCAACAUUGACAUCUUCAUGUCAACCACACUCUUACAAAUGAGCAUGAUGGCAUGGUCUGAUACAUUUAAAUAUAACCAAAUAACUUAGAGACUGUGAUGUUUUAAAAAUGUACUUUUUAUUUCUCUGUGAUACUUUACCUUACAGUAUGCUUUGUAGAUAAAAUUUUACAUUGUCUCUGCUUUUUUCCUUAAAAGGUUUCACUCCAAUAAAUUUCAGAAAAUUUAAGUGACUUUUUGUACAAAUUAUCUAAUAAUACUUGAACAUUUUUGCUUAUUUGUAUCUAUUUUUUAACAUUGCUAAUAACUGAAUGGUGAGUGUUCUGUUUUAUGAUGUGAUGGGUAUGUCACAGAUAAUUAUAUUGUUUGAGCCAUUAUGGAGAGAAGAUUAGAAAAUCCUGCCAGCCAAAUUCUAGAGAAAGGUUUUAAAUUUUGUGGCUGUCGAUGGGCCUAGGAAAGAAGUGGAGCGCAACAUCUGAUCAUCAAAGAUGAGCAGUAGAACAGUUUUUCAUAUGCAGUUAAUGUGUUGUGUUUGGUGUUUCCUCAUUUAAAUCACCCAUACCAGAAUGUCGUCCAACAGCUGUUCUUUUUUGUUGUCUCUGACAUGCGCAUAACUCUCUAAUAGUUGAAAUAUCUGUCAAACACAAACUCUUUCAUUAAUUUGUAAAGGUAUUAUUUUAAAAACCUCAUGCCUUGCAAUAUUAACUACAUAAAAUUAAAGUAAUUAAACAGACAGUGCUGGUAAGAAUUUCCAUUUGGCAAUCAAAUUAAUUAUUUGAUUACAUGCUUAAUCUCCAUUUUCAUAUCGCUAGCAAUGCAUCUAUAUAUACUUCGAAACCUUAAAUUAUCAAACUGAAUUUUUUUCUGGCGUUCAUUGUGUACUGUGUGUAUUCAAGAAUAAUAAUAUGUUUUCAAUUAUGAGCAUUUUGAUUAAACCUGGGUAUUUAAUUUUGUGAUUUCUGGGAAAAUAUUACGGGAAGAGGUAAAAUUUUCUGAGAUAAGUGGGUGACCUUGUCUUUGCAUGUAGCAUGAGAUAGUGGGUAUAUUUUGAGACACAGAUAAUUUUCUGGGCCUUCCAGAAUUUUAGGCUUCAGCUUGUUUUGUCUUAAGCAGAGUAAACAUUGAAAUAGAAUGAGGUAUUAGUGUUGUGUAUUUUUUACUGUGUGCAGUAAUACUUAAACUGGAGUGAGCAAUUUGGCAAAAUUGCUAAGCAUACUCACCACUCAUUUGUUAAUGUCAGCAUGAAUUUUGAUAUAUUACCAUUUUAUUAACACUUUCUCUUGGUUAAUGUUUUAAAAGUUAUUCUCACAACUUCUGUUAGCUAUAUUUUUCCCCAUUUGUGCUGUGUGAAAGUAUCAGUUUUUAAAAGGCAUAAAAUUUAUCAACCAAUAUAUGUAGCAUUGGACUGUUUCUCAGAACAGACUAAAGUCUCACUUUUAUUUUCACCAGAAUUCUCCUGAAUCCCAGCGAAGAGGGGUCAGCGAAACAUAAUGGUGACUUUCUUAAACUGUUACUGGUCUGUGUCAUUUUAAUUUCAUGAAUCUUCAAACCAUUAAUUUUUUUCCUUGCAAGAAAAUAUGAGAAUUUAAUGUAAAUGUAAUGGCUGUAACAGAGGAAUAUUUUUUGAAAACAUCUGAAGUUUAUCUUAUGUGAAAACAGAGAAGAAACUUCCAUUUAAGAUUUAUCUUGCAGUAUUGAGAAAUAUUUUGUUUCAUGUUAAUUUCCUCAAUUGUCAUCUGACUUAUGUACCAUUGAGUACUGUGCAAAAGGCAAAAAGAUAGGCAUAAGGAAAUGUACAUCUGCAAAUAUCAAUUGUUUGUGUAGUGGUUUUCCUUUUAAUCUCUGGUGUAUUAGGACGUAUUAGAACAAAUGAUAAAAACUUUUCUGUACAAAGCAUAUUGUUUUGGUUAACUGAUGUGGAAUACUGCAGUUUGUAAUGUCAUAUGUCUUAGUAAGCACAACACACGUUUUGUGCAUUGUCUUCAUAGGUCUGUUAAUGUACAUAAAAAGUAUAUGUUGAAGACAGUAAAGCUGUAUAUAAAAUGUUGUAAUAGAUAUUUUCCCAGUAAAGGUACUUUUCUAGGCUGAACUAAAGCUAAACUUCCACCCUGCCCUGCAAGUGCUGUAGAUUUAGAAACAUACAUUAAGUUUAUAAUUAUUGUGUGAGUGAUUUAUUUAUGAAUACUGAAGUUUCCAUGUAAUGUAUGUCAAUAAUUAGUCCUUUCCUCGACUUUUAUUGCUUACACACUGAGAUUUUGAAGAAGAUGUUGUUGUUCUUGUUUAUUAUUGUGAUUAUUAAUAUUCUUGCUACUGCUAUUAUUAUUCCUUUACUUUACUCUGUUUGUACAUUGUGUUAUCAUGUUAAAAGAUAUGUACAUAUUUUUGUGUGAAAAUUAGAAUGGUAAUACUUACUUAUCACGUUUGUUAUUUUCGUAGUCAAUUUUCAUACAUAAAACCUACAAAUAAGCAUAAGUAUUAAGUUUAGUGGUUACCUCACUUGCUUAUGCAAUCAAUGUGUCAAGUACUGCUGAUUUUGUCAUGCAAGUUAAAAGUUUCUAACGUCUACAUCAUUAGUUCAAACAUUUAAAAUUGUUGCAGAUUUAAAGUUUUUAAUUUUUUUAAGCAAUAGUUUAAUUUGAUCAUAACUAUAUUCUUAAUGAGACUGACAGGCUUAUAAUAUUUGGAGAGAUAUCAAUAACAUUUAUUAUCAUUUAGGAAGGAGAGAAUUGGAAGUUGACCACAUAUAAUUGGCUACAUGUUGAUAAUGAGAUUAUAUUAUACAAAAUUAUAGCAUUAACAAUUGAAGGUGGGUGAGAAAGAUUACCUCCUUAUCUUUGAAGAGCAUUCUUAGAUAUCGUGAUCACUUUUCUAUAUUCUAUGUAAUUUGUUUAUCGUUUGAGCAUUUUCUGAAAUCAGUGUAUAAUCUGCUGAAGGUGGGCCUCAGUUACAUAUGAACAGUAAAUAUAAUAAAUAAUAUUUGGUUAAUGGAUUUCUUUGAACUCAAGUACAUUAAUAAAAUUAUAAAAUUUGUCUUUCUUAUGAAGCAAACUGUCUUUUCGCAUUAAGAACUGUCGGAGUUGAGAUUUUGUAACUUAAAACGAUAUGUUUACGCAUUUAUUCACAACUGUUUCACCACCCACAUUAAUUUUUGCUGUGUUGUGGUAGAGAGUGAGUUAGAAACAGUAUUUGAUGUGUUGUACCAGGGAGUAAAGUAACCUUAGCAAGAAUUUUUUUCUUUUAUUAUUGAUUAUAUUGUUGUUUUGUGAGAUAUAUUCCCUUUGUAAAGAAACCAUAUUCAGCUGCUGUAGGUGUCAAAAUGUAGUUCGUAAAUGAAAAAGGAAGUUGUAUUUGUGUGGCCAUCUUCCACGCUAAUUGGCCAAGACGACCAUACUGAAGGAAAGUAUGUGCACAUGCAAAUUAAUUUUGCUUCACUUGACUCCGGACUUGUUGUGCAUUUGUUUCAAAAAAGCCUCAUUAGUGAAAUAUCACUCUAACCUCUGCAUGCAGAAUUCAUUGAUUCAAAGCAGUUAAAGGGCAAGUUCAGUACUUUUUUUGUGCUUAACAUCCACUAUUCAGUUUCUUGGUGUUCAUUGUGCAUCCAUGUUGCAUAUAUAAGCUGGGUAGCUUACAGUCUUGUAAAUUUUUUCGUAGCAUGCUUAUGUUCAUGUUGUGUAUGUGUUCGUUUUAUCUGUGGCCUUAUCGAUAUAACUCACUUUAGUGUAGCAUAUAUUGCAAGCGUUCUGUAGCGCAUCCCCCACCUCCCGAGAAAUCGUUUUAAUAUGUGGUUGGAAGUGUAGUCAUGUUGAGACAUCUUCAUUUGUCCAAAUAAUGGAAUAUUAGUAUGUUACUUUGUGGAAAUAUAGUAAAAGAUAUUUUAUAUACAGUAAAUAAAUGGAAUUAGUCCCCAGUUGUAUAUACAGAGCUUUUGCUUCAGCACCAUUGAAGAAAAAGGAUUAAUAUGUUAUGACACACAAACAUUUUUGGGUUUAGGCAAAUCGUAUAUGACUUCUGCAUAUGCUGGGAGUGAUUGUGAUUUGCAGUACAGUAUUUCUUUAACACACAAAUUGCAGAAUUAAAUUUUUGAAAUAACAGAAAAUGGCACUGUCACAAAUCAUAUCUGAUAUAUUGCAUUUAAGUUGUGUGGAACUUAUCAGAUACAGCAUUAAGUUUUUAAGCCAUACAAACUUCAGUUUUAUAUUUUUGUCUCUUUUCAUUGGUUAUAAUGACUCUACAUUAUAAACUCUGACUGUAGAAAAUUACUCCUUCUUCAAAACAGAAAUGAAAUUACAGAUAUGUGGUUCCUGCAUAACGGUCUCUAUACUUUCGAAAUCAAGAAACUUCUUUUUCUGUAAAUUUGGGAGCAAGUGAUGAACUGAUAUUGAUACAAACUUGAACAAAUCCUUGCCAUUACCUGGCUCAUCUCCAGUUGUUUCGUGGUUACAUAUGGUAUUUUGAUUCAUAGUGAUAAAUAAUGCAUGAAAUUUUGUCUACACAAUCCUAAAAUUUGUAUCUGACAGUAAAUUGCUUGACAGAAGGCAAAACCUUGUAAAGAUUAUAUGACAAAAAUUAUAAGAGACAAGUUUGUAAGUUGAUCUGGGGGAAAGGACCAAACAUCGAGGUCAUAUAUGAAACUGAAGUCAAUCAUCAAAUACUGUAGUAGUACUUUCUAUGAAAUAUGUUCUGGUUCCUAUAUUUUCACAGAGUUAUUGGUUAUGAAACACGUUACAGGACUCCUUGCGCCUAUUGGAAUGCAAAAUGUUUCAUAAUAAAAUUUCUAUUUUUUCUCCAUUGCACAAGUGAUGUGUAGACAUUAUGUACUCCCACACUAGCCUAAUAAUAAGAUAAUUUUGGUAAUGUUUUAUGCAUAUGCCUUCCCCUGCCAACUUUACUCUUACCAGUUGUUUUCUGCUAAUUGCAAUAGUUAGCAUGCUGUGAUUUUAGGUUACAUGUAUAUAAAUUUUACUGUACUCAUUAAAAUAGAACAACUAUUAGUAA
This is a messenger RNA of Schistocerca gregaria, 6682 nucleotides long. Its product is annotated as protein phosphatase 1B-like. The record is from RefSeq and is a predicted model, not a curated record. Gene Ontology annotation, cellular component: nucleus; cytosol. The transcript has 7 exons. Gene Ontology annotation, molecular function: protein serine/threonine phosphatase activity; magnesium ion binding; manganese ion binding. Gene Ontology annotation, biological process: protein dephosphorylation; negative regulation of stress-activated MAPK cascade. NCBI's taxonomy places the organism in Eukaryota, Metazoa, Arthropoda, Insecta, Orthoptera, Acrididae. Bases 448 to 1572 code for a protein of 374 amino acids.